Molecule: messenger RNA, 873 nt
Organism: Striga asiatica
Lineage: Eukaryota; Viridiplantae; Streptophyta; Magnoliopsida; Lamiales; Orobanchaceae
Source: the annotation of a GenBank genome assembly
AUGUGCAACAAGGAGAAGGCGAUGGAGUCCACCAUCAGGAAUCUCUCCAAUCGUCGGAAAUCGUCACUUGUCCACCAUCAUCGCGCUCGAGAAGCUGCCGAUGAUGAAGACUUGGCGAAGCAGCGUAUUGCACCAUCAGCACGCUCGAUUUCUUCUCGACAGCAGGUUGUCGAGGAGCCGCAAAUAGAACACCGCGAACAGAAAAAGAAAAUCUCUUUUCUGUUGACUAUACCGCCUAGCGUGGGAUACGUACAAAACCCGUUGAGUUUGUACUAUUGUUAUGACGUUGAAGGCACCACCCGAAAGUUGAGUAAAUGCAUUGCCGAGGUUACUAACACGCCAUGGGGUGAAAGAGUGACAUUUUUGUUCAACCCGAACUCAGAUUUAGUUGCGAAACCUCUUCAUGUCAGCCCUUUCAUGGACAUGCUUGGGAACUGGAAAAUGAAAACGAGCGAACCGAAUGAUAAUCUGCACGUAGUAAUUUCUGUGCAUCAUCCGAAACUCGGUAACUACUUCACGGCCUCAUUAUUAGCGAGAAAAGUUUCGCAUUCGCCAGCCGAUCAUUCACGGUUCUUCUGGUUGAUGCCCCAUAAGAAAUGCUUAUCUUUUGCCUAUUGUCUUUUCACUGUUGCUUCUAGAAGUGGAAAGAUUUUUAGAGUUGCUGGCACUCAAGCUUUGGUGGAAAAAUGUUUCGUUUAUUCAACACCCGAGAAAACCUUCAUACACAAGAGACAUACGAUCGUUGUUUUACUUGGAGAGAUGCUUCAUGGCCUUGGUGCUGAACUAUACACUCGUCUUGCUUCUUGCCUUUUACUGUUUGGAGCCCGGACUUCGUUUUCGUUCAAUUGGGAAGAUGCGCGUUUCGUCCAAUAG